Ceratitis capitata (Mediterranean fruit fly) is the source of this 1189-nucleotide messenger RNA. RefSeq lists its product as uncharacterized. Lineage: Eukaryota; Metazoa; Arthropoda; Insecta; Diptera; Tephritidae. The annotation marks the transcript as partial. The transcript is spliced from 2 exons. The record is from RefSeq and is a predicted model, not a curated record.
ACUGUGUGCAAAAAGAAAGUGUGAAUAUUUAAAAAAUAAAAAAAAUAAAUUAAAAGUCUAACUUUGAUUUAAAGAAACAGAGAAAAACUAAUAAUUUCACAAAAUGGUUUACAAACAGACAUUUACGCAUACGAAAGUAAAGAAAAGCGCCCAUGCCUGGUAUUACAUGUUCGCGCUUUAUCUUUGCCUCCUGCUGCACGUCUGUCAUGCCGGUACUGAGAAUCUCACCAGCUUUCCAUACACACAGCAAGGAUUAGCUGCAGCUGCAUUAUCAGCAGCCGCUUCAGCAAACAAAUCUCCCGUAGCAGCAGCAACAUCAUCAUCAUCAUCAUCAUCAGCAUCUCCUGCUACGUCUGCCUCAAACACAGCUAAUGCCGGCACCCGCACAGUUCUACGCAUUUACGAUGAGUGCAGUCACUCGGUUGGUGGUUUUGCGCCAUGCCUUAAGAAGAAGGCCAUCUCCUUCAUUGAUCGCAUAUCGCACAUCGAUGCAAUCAGCGUAGCGGAUGGCAUUAAAUUGGUGCGUUUGCCAAAUAGUGUUGCCGCCUCUGCCGUGGCGCCUCUACCCCUGCGACCCCUCUACAGUGAGAAUGAGCUGGAGUCGUCGCUGUCACGCUCCAGUGAUGAUCGCGAUACGAAAUUGACAAAUAUGCUUAUUGAACGUUUGAGCUACUUUUUUAACGGUCACACGUUACAAGUGAAUUUCCCCAAGCUGACAGCUGAGGAAAUUGGCCGUGGAUUGGAAGAAGGUCGCGGUAAAAUGAAGAAAAUGAUGAGCAUGAUGAUGAUGGGCAUGGCUAUGAAAAUGAUCGGCAUGCUGCCCGUCGCUAUGGGUAUGCUCUACAUGAUGGCCGGCAAAGCAUUGAUCGUCUCGAAGAUUGCUCUGCUCAUGGCCGGCAUGAUGGGUCUGAAGAAAUUGAUGUCCGGACGUGGUGGUGGUGGCGGUGGCUCUUCGGGUUGGUCAUCUGGCGGUGGUGGUGGUGGCGGCUGGUCUUCGGGCGGUGGUUAUGAUCGACGUUCACUGAAUGAGGCUCAUGAUUUGGCUUAUCGGGGUUAUAGUAAUAAGCACGUGGCGGCUGGUGUAUAUGCGCAACAGAAUCAACAACAUCAACAACAACAACAACUGCAGCAACAGCAAUCAAAACAACUACAACAUCAGCAACAACAACCGUUAUCGUUACAACAACAG